UUCACCCAGCAUUUAACGAAACACACUUAUUUUCAGACAAAAAGGCCCACGACCAGGAGCCCAUUCCGCGUUGGAAUUCACAGGCGCACAAGGCCUCCGCCGACCACAACAUUCACACAGGUAACGACACUGCGACCGACUAAACCUGCCAGCAGAAAAUACCUACAGCCGCAAACCACUAAGGCGUUAGAAAGUCAAGACUCCACGACCUCGCCACCAAAGAUAAAUAGUCGCUUCAGAUUCGUGUCGAGAAAACCCAUAAGGACUAGACCUACGACCCAAAGCAAAACAUCCAGCGAAAGCACCGAUCAAACUAUAGAAUCAAGUAACCAGCAAUCACUGGAGGAACACGUGAACAGUGGUGAGACCACAGAACUGGGAGACAUUGCGAUUGCCCUUCAUAAUGUACAACAAGCGCCAGCACCAAGUAAAACAACAACAACAACCAAGAGACCGAAAGCUCCUGUAAGAUAUACAAGUACGCCGGUUUCAUUGCAGAGAAGCACAAUCGUGUUGAGAAAUCGAGAAAGAAUAUCGACAACUGUGGCACCGUCGACCGUCACCACACCGAGGUACGUUGUGAAGAAACGACGCCCCCAGGCAUUUGACAAGAUCAGUCCAUCGAACACAAACACAUUCAAGCCUUUAUCUGAAUAUGACUACUAUGAUGAUGACGUAGGAAUAUUGGGGACAAUACCGGAACACAGCAAAGUACUUCUGCAUAGUAACGGAGUAAUAGAAUGUUUGGACCAAGGGAACUUCCCUCAUCCUGUCUCAUGCAAAAAAUUCAUUUCUUGUGCGAAGAUGGAAAAUGGUAGGGUGUUAGGCUGGGAAUACACGUGCCCGAAGAAUUUGAGUUUUGACCCAAUUGGUGGUAUUUGCAAUUGGUCAGCGGGCUUAGGAUGUCACGAACAAUAGUAAAAUUAAAUUCUAAAAAAAUGUUUUGACUUCAGUAUCGAAUACAUUUUU
Aethina tumida (small hive beetle) is the source of this 969-nucleotide messenger RNA. Its product is annotated as mucin-2-like. Gene Ontology annotation, molecular function: chitin binding. NCBI's taxonomy places the organism in Eukaryota, Metazoa, Arthropoda, Insecta, Coleoptera, Nitidulidae. Gene Ontology annotation, cellular component: extracellular region. The transcript is spliced from 3 exons. The record is from RefSeq and is a predicted model, not a curated record. The annotation marks the transcript as partial.